AUGAAUCAAAUUAAUCAUUUUAUUGAUCAUUAUCAAUCAUCAUUAAAUGAUUUCAAUAUUGAUUUAUUGGAUCAAGAUCAUAUCAAAUCGAAUAUGAAUACAAAUAGUAGUGAAUUUAGUUUAAAUGAUGAAAAUGAUAAUGAGAAUAUAGAAAAAUUCAAUUUUAAUAAAAGUCAAUCAGUCAUUGAAUUACAUCAUCAUAUUGAUAUGAUUAAAACAAGAACUGGAAAGUAUUUCAAUCAUAAUAAUAAUAAUAAUAAUAAUAAUCUAUUACAUAAUAUAGAUCAGAAUAGAAAUGGAUCAAAUACAAUGAUAUCGAUGAAUAAUGAUUGGUUUAUCAAUCAAUUCUCUAAAUCAUAUAAUCAAUCAAUAAAAACAUUGAAAUCAAUCAAUAUCAAUAAUCAAUUGAUUACCAAUGAUAUAAUGAAUAAUAAUAAUAAUAAUGGUGAUAUAAAGCAUGAUCAUAAUGAGCAGGAAACUUUGGCGAAUUCUCCAGUGCAUAGUAACUGUAGACUUGUGAAGGAAUUAGAUGAAAAUAAUAAUAAUAAUGACGACGAAUUACAGUCACCUUUAGAGGAUAAUCAACAUGAUUUAUCUUCAUUACAAGCUACAUCUGCAUUGGAUACUAUAGAAACGGAUUCUUAUUUACACACAAAUAAUAAUAUACCUAAACAGGAAAUUUCCACAGUUCAACCGUCAACAUGUUCAAAAGACUUGUCUCAAUCACCUUUGAAUAAUUUUAAUGAACCAGAAGAAAUAUGCUAUAUUGUAGAUGGUGCACUUUCAUCAGCACAAGAUACAAAUAAUUACUCAGCUAUUACAACAGUAACACCAUUAAAUGAAAAUAUAUAUUAUCAAAAUGGUUUUGAUGCAGAAUCGGAAGGUUGUAGAAGUAGUGUUAUAAUGGAUGAAAAUUGUGGUAAUUUGUUGUUUUUUGUUUCUUAUAAAAUGCACUUUGUUUUUAAUGAGAAACUAUUUAUUUAUGUGUAUUAUUUAUAUAAUAGUUGA
This is a messenger RNA of Schistosoma curassoni, 1008 nucleotides long. The record is from the annotation of a GenBank genome assembly. Lineage: Eukaryota; Metazoa; Platyhelminthes; Trematoda; Strigeidida; Schistosomatidae.